Durio zibethinus is the source of this 2772-nucleotide messenger RNA. The record is from RefSeq and is a predicted model, not a curated record. NCBI's taxonomy places the organism in Eukaryota, Viridiplantae, Streptophyta, Magnoliopsida, Malvales, Malvaceae.
AUGUUGCUGUUGUUUUCACUUUUAUACAAGAAACCAGUUUCAAAUUUCUUAUUGCUGUUCAAUACAUUGCUUUUGUCAUGGAUCAUCACUUGGCUGCAUUCACAUUCUCCUGUAGUUGCAGCUACCAUUUUGAGUGGAAAUGAGACAGACAGGGUAGCUUUAUUCGCCAUCAAAGCUCAAGUAACUCAUGAUCCACUUGGGUUAACAAGCUCAUGGAAUGAUUCUCUCCAUUUCUGCAACUGGACUGGAGUCAUUUGCGAUCAACAGCGUCAGAGAGUAAUCACCUUGAACCUUGGCCAUUAUAACUUGGUAGGUUCUCUCUCUGCUUAUGUAGGAAACCUCACUUUUCUUAGAGGUAUCAGCCUUGAACUGAACCACUUUCAUGGUGAAAUUCCGCCAGAAGUUGGCCGCCUAAGUAGGCUCAGAUACUUGAAUUUGUCUAACAACUCCUUUUCAGGAGAGAUCCCAGCCAAUCUAUCUGGCUGUUCUAACCUCAUUUGGCUUCGUUUGGGGUUCAACAAGUUGAUUGGAAAGAUACCAUAUCAGCUUGGGUCAUUGCAGAAGCUUGAGAGAGUUCAGCUCCACUACAACAAUCUUAGUGGACCAAUACCAGCUUCGUUAGGCAACCUUUCUUCUGUUAGGUCUCUGUCCUUUGCAGUUAACAGCUUGGAGGGAAGCAUACCAGAUUCCCUGGGACAGUUAAAGACAUUAAAUUUUCUUGGAUUUGGCGUGAAUCAGUUAACUGGUGUUGUUCCUCCCUCAAUAUACAACCUAUCAUCUAUAACCACAUUUACUUUGCCAUACAAUCAACUCCAUGGAACUCUGCCAUCAAACUUGGGCUUCACUCUUCCUAAUUUGAGCAUCCUGAAUAUUGGUCACAAUCUAUUUACUGGAGCCCUUCCAGCAUCUUUAUCCAAUGCUUCAAAUCUCAUCGAGUUUGAUAUCAAUGGGAGCAAUUUCACUGGGAAGGUUAAUAUUGAUUUUGGAGGCUUACCAGGUCUUUGGUGGCUGGUUCUUGCUUCUAAUCCCUUAGGGAGAGAAGAAGCUGAUGAUCCAGAUUUCUUGAAUUCUUUGACUAAAUGUAGAAAUUUGCAGAUAUUGGAUCUAAGUUAUGACCAGUUUGGUGGGGUUAUUCCUAAUUCUAUUGGUAAUCUCUCAACUGAACUUGUCCGAUUGAGAUUGGGAGGGAAUCGGUUAUGGGGAAGUAUCCCUACCGGGAUCAAGAACCUAGUUAACUUGACUGAGCUAACAAUGCAGAAAAAUAACUUGACAGGCAACGUUCCCACAGUCAUCGGCAACCUCACGCUGCUACGGCUGCUUGAUUUAUCUGAAAAUCAGUUUUCAGGGAAUAUUCCAUCAUCCAUAGCCAACAUACCCAAGUUAUACAAGCUUCAUCUGCAAAAGAACAAAUUUACUGGGAGCAUUCCUUCCAGUUUUGAAAAUCUUAAUUCCUUGCAAGACCUGGAUCUUUCCCAAAAUUGCCUUAAUGGAACUAUACCCAAGAAUGUUAUAGGCCUUUCUUCUCUAACAAUAUCCUUGAACCUAGCUCAAAAUCAACUAAUUGGUACGUUGCCUUCUGAAGUGAGCAAUCUAAAAAAUCUUGGUUACUUGGAUGUUUCAGACAAUCAUUUGUCUGGAGAAAUUCCUAGUGGACUAGGCAGUUGUGUAACCUUGGAACACCUCUACAUGGAGGGUAAUUUGUUUGAAGGAACCAUUCCAAAUUCUUUUAGAUCCCUGAGAGGACUGCAGAACUUGGAUCUUUCAAGGAACAACUUAUCAGGCCAAAUUCCUGAAUAUCUUCAGCACUUUUCCCUUGUGACUUUAAAUUUUUCUUUUAAUGAGUUUGAGGGCGCUGUGCCAACCACUGGUGUUUUCAAAAAUGCAACUGCAUUUUCUUUUGUGGGAAAUAAGAAGCUUUGUGGAGGUAUACCAGAAUUGAAGUUGUCACCAUGCAGCAAUAGUAACUCAAAGAAAGGAAAUAUGUCUCAAAGACUCGAGUUUAUUAUUGGAUUACUCUUUGGACUGCUGGGGCUCGUGUUAAUCAUGUCUCUUCUAAUUGUUAAUCGAUUAAGAAGGGUGAAAAGAGAGCCUGCAGUACCUCUAUCGAUCGAGAAGGAUUUGCUUCUAAAAGUCACCUAUGCGAGUCUCCUUAAAGCUACUGAUGGAUUUUCUUCCGAAAAUGUAAUUGGCACAGGCAGCUUUGGCUCUGUUUACAGAGGAAUUCUUGAUCAAAACGAAACCGUUGUUGCAGUGAAAGUACUCUAUUUACAUCAAACAGGAGCUUUAAAGAGCUUCAUGGCUGAAUGUGAAACUUUAAGCAAUGCUCGGCACCGCAAUCUUGUAAAGCUAUUAACUGCUUGCUCAAGUGUUGAUUUUCAAGGAAAUGAAUUCAAGGCUCUGGUCUAUGAGUUCAUGCCUAAUGGGAGUUUGGAGAGUUGGUUGCAUCCAUUUCCAAAUGCAGGUGGAAAUGGUGUGGAAGAUGAUCUGAGGAUUUUAAGUCACCUCCAAAGAGUAAACAUUGCCAUUGAUGUUGCCUCUGCUCUAGAGUAUCUCCACCACCAUUGCCAAACCCCAAUUGUUCACCGUGAUUUAAAGCCCAGUAACAUCCUACUUGACAACGACAUGACUGCUCAUGUCAGUGAUUUCGGGUUAGCAAAUUUCAUUUUAGAAGCCACCGAAAGGUCUCAUCCGAACCAAAGCAGUUCAGCUGGACUGAAGGGAACUAUCGGUUAUGCUGCACCAGGUACCCUUCAUUUCCCUUUUCUACCGUAA